AUUGCCGAGACAAUAACUAUCAAUAUCUAUCUCAGAUCAGUGUGUGUUAUAAAGAUUAUCUUGACAACAAGAACUGGCAAGAUGCCAAUGCAAAGUGUCAAUCAGACGGAGGGUAUCUCAUUAUGCUUGACACUGUGGAAAAACUCUCUGUGUUUCAAUCUUUAAUACCCAAACAGGAAAUGAGCGGAAUUAAAAUGCCUAGGAAACAGGACUUGGAAUUGGAAUUUCAACUUUCUAAACAAAAACAGGAACAUGAAUUACGUUUAAAAACACUUGAAUUGGAACAUGAAAAAGAAAUUUUGGAAUUACGUGUUCAGCUAGAGAAGGCCAAUUCAACACCAGGAGCACAUUCGACAGGAAUGCCAAAAAUUAAACUUCAACCAUUUAAUCAGGAAAAGGAUGACAUUUUGUGCUAUCUCUCUGAAUUUGAUGCGGUAGCUGAGCAUGCAGGUUGGACUGAGAACUCAAAGGCUUUACAGCUUAGGUCACUUUUAACCGGAGAAGCUCGAGAAGUGUCGCAGCAAGUGACUUCGGGAUACAGAGAUCUGUAUAAGGCUCUUUUGAAUCGAUUCGGCAAGCGCCCAGCAGACUACUUUCAGUUCCUGGAGGAAAUUAAAUGUAGACCAGGAGAAACUUACAGAGGAUUAAUGUCGAGAAUAGAUCUGUAUUUGAGUCGUUUCAUUGAUGAGAAAGAUCCCGUACUAAAGUUCCGAGAAGAGUAUUUCUUAAAGGCGUUAUCUCCUCAACAAGCCCAGUGGAUUAGACGGAAUAAGGGAAGUAGUGAGUUAGUUGAAGCUGCUGAGGAUUACAUUCUACCAACAAAAUCGGCCGAGGACAGAAAACUUCUAAAUCCUAAAGUGUUAGGUGAGAAGAAGAGCCAGGAACAGGGGAACUCCGGAAAACAGAAAAGUUUGGAAAAAGUGAAAUGUUUUAGCUGUGGGAACUUUGGACAUUAUGCAAACAAAUGCCCAAAGAAAGGUAAUCUAGCGUCGUGUUUCGUGAAAGGAGCAUUAUGGGGUUUACAUUAUGUUCCGGGGAAAGUGGAUGAUGUGGAAGUGUCAAUGGUCAAGGACACUGGAGCAUCUAUGACGCUAUUGCGGGAGGAUCUUGUUGAUCCAAAAUGUGUUCUACAUGGACAAACUACUUCCUUGGUUACAGCUAUUGGACAGCCAUUCGAGGCUAAGUUAGCAGUGGUUAAGCUGGAAACACCAAUGUUUAAGGGUCAUGUUCAGGUAGGUUUAGUACCUGAUCUGGUUGCAGAUGGUUUAUUGGGAAUAGAUGUUCUGGAGAGGAACAAAGUUGCAGCUGUGGUUACGAGAGCCAAAGCAAAAGAACAAGAACAAAAUGAAUUAAGUGCCAAAAAUCGCAUGAAUAAAUGUGAUGUCGUACCAAGGGACUUAAACGUCAUGGUAACUGACGAUGAGGCUGGUGAAGUGAACCUUGAUUUACCGGAAAUUUCAUUGGAAAAGUUGAGCGUGGUGAAUGGAAAUAAACUAUCGAAUCUUCAGAAACAAGACCCAACACUCAAAUAUUGUAGGGAUAAAGCAUUCAAAAAUGUAUCGCAAACUGAGACAGAACAUAAAGCGUUUUACUGGGAGAAUGACAUAUUGAAACGAAAAUGGACUUCCAAGAAAAAGAAUCUGUCGGGAACACAAGUGGUACUUCCAGCAUCGCUAAGAAAAGCAGUGAUGAAGCUGGCACAUGAUCAGCCAAUAGCUGGACAUUUAGGAACUGAGAAGACCAAACAACGUAUUCUUGCGUCAUUUUAUUGGCCUGGAUUGUUCCAAGAUGUGUCGGACUACUGUGCAGAAUAUGACACCUGUCAAAAAGUGGCAAAAAGAAGUGCGGAAAGAGCUCCUAUGGUCAACACACCUAUCAUAACUGAUCCGUUUUCAAAGAUCGCAAUGGACAUCGUUGGCCCACUCAAUAGGACAACUCAAGGUAACAAAUACAUUCUGACUGUCAUUGAUGAAGCUACGAGAUACCCAGAAGCUUUUGCUUUACCAAGUUGUGAAGCUAAACGAAUAGCCGACACUCUCAUUACAUUAUUUAGUCGAGUUGGAAUUCCUAAAACUAUUUUCACUGACCAAGGAUCAAAUUUCACGAGUGCGCUCCUGAAAGAUUUAUAUGAGAAAAUCAAAAUCAAGGGAAUAACUACAACGCCUUAUCACCCGCAGGCAAAUGGCAAAGUUGAAAGAUUUAAUGGAACGUUAAAAUCAAUGUUGAAAAAGUUGUGUAUGGAGAAUGGCAAAGAUUGGGAUGUACUACUCCCCUAUGUACUUUUCGCGUACAGAGAAGUCCCGCAUGAGGAGACUGGUUUUUCACCAUUUGACCUGUUGUACGGAUGGCCAGUACGUGGUCCUCUUAGUGUUUUAAAGAGCUUCAUGACUGGUGAGGAGGAAAUAAAAACAUCAGAGAUAGAUCAUGUCGUCAACAUCCGAAACAAACUGGCUGAUGUGACACAACUCGUGCAAAACAACUUUGAAAUGAGGCAGUCGAAGAUCAAAGAUUGGUAUGAUCGCUCAGCAUCCAAAAGGACUUUGCGCCCUGGUGAUGAAGUACUCGUUCUACUCCCGACCGAACCUGGCAAGAUGUCCGCUCAGUGGAAAGGACCAUUUCGUGUGGUUAACAAGGUAAAUGAUGUUAACUAUAAAAUCAAUGUUGGAGGACGACGUGGACUUGUUACCUACCAUAUCAAUUUACUUCGUCCUUAUAACCGGGCUACAUUACUGGCAGCAACAGAAAAUGAAAUUGGAAUUGAACAGCAAUUUCCUAACGACACCACAGAAACCAUUUCAGAUCUUGUCUUUGGACAUGGGCUGACUCAAGUGCAGAGACAGAGUUUAAGGGAUGUUUGUCAGAAAUUUUCAAGAAUUUUCACAUCAAAGCCGGGAAAGUGUGAUGUUAUCUCACAUACAAUCAAAACAACGUCUGAGAAUCCAAUUACUCAGAGACCUUACAGGAUACCGGAAGCUAAGAAACCGGAAGUUAAGGAACCUUUGAAUGAAAUGUUAGAACAAGGACUUAUUACACCAUCCAAAAGUCCGUGGGCCUCACCAAUUGUCCUUGUCAACAAGCCUGAUGGGACAAUUAGAAUUUGUGUUGAUUACAGAAAACUGAAUGAAAUAACUCUCACAGAUCCUUAUCCCAUUCCACGCAUGAGUGAAAUAUUUGAGAAAAUUGGAAGUGCAAAAUAUUUGAGUAGAUUUGAUCUUACAAAAGGCUACUGGCAAGUUCCGCUGGCAAAGGAAACACGCGAGAAAUCCGCCUUCAUCACCCCAUUGGGCCUUUUCGAGUUUACAGUGAUGCCGUUUGGUAUGAAGACGUCUCCAGCAUCAUUCAUAAGACUUAUGGAUCGUAUUUUAGAUGGAACUCAAAAUACUGUUGCGUACUUUGAUGACAUAAUUGUCUACAGUCAGACGUGGGAAGACCAUAUCAAACAUGUAACAGAACUACUUCAGCGUAUUCAUGAGGCCAAUCUUACCAUCAGACCAUCAAAAUGUAAGUUGGGAGCAACAGAAAUCAUCUGUUUAGGACACAUAGUUGGUGGAGGGACAAUUAGACCAGACCCUAGGAAAUUGAAGGCCAUGGAGGAUUUUCCACUUCCCUUGACAAAGAAGGAAUUAAGAUCAUUCUUGGGAUUAACUGGAUACUAUCGCCAGUAUAUAGGAAAUUAUGCGGACAUAACUGUACCACUGACUGAUCUACUGAGAAAAGGUCAACCCGCAGAAUUAAAAUGGACGGAGAGGGAAGUGCAGUCAUUCAAGAAACUGAAGGAGGCCCUGAUGACAGCUCCUGUUUUGGUCAAUCCUAACUUCAAUUUACCGUUUGUACUACAAACAGAUGCGAGUAAUAACGCAAUUGGGGCUGUCCUGAGCCAGCAGAUGCCAGAUGGUGAUCACCCAGUUGCUUACCUUAGUAAGAAGUUACUUCCAAGGGAAAAGAACUAUUCAACCAUAGAGAAGGAAUUACUGGCCAUCGUUUGGGCCAUUGGAUCGUUCUCGUAUUACCUAGAGGGGAGGAAGUUUUACGUAGAAACAGAUCACAAUCCACUAAUAUGGUUGCAUUGCUUGAAGAAUAAAAAUCAGAGACUUUUACUGUAUUAUUGGAUUGGGUUGGAGGACAUUGACCAAGAUGGUACAUGGAUCUGGACCAAACACAGAAGCAAAGAAUAUAAUCAAAGCCUUUGGUUCCCUGGAGAGCCAAAUGGAAAUGAAUUCUGUGGAAUGGUGCAAUACUUGAAAUCAGACCUCAGA
This is a messenger RNA of Saccostrea cuccullata (small rock oyster), 4256 nucleotides long. RefSeq lists its product as uncharacterized. Gene Ontology annotation, molecular function: nucleic acid binding; zinc ion binding. Lineage: Eukaryota; Metazoa; Mollusca; Bivalvia; Ostreida; Ostreidae. Gene Ontology annotation, biological process: DNA integration. The annotation marks the transcript as partial. The record is from RefSeq and is a predicted model, not a curated record. The transcript has 4 exons.